Molecule: messenger RNA, 6553 nt
Organism: Cygnus olor (mute swan)
Lineage: Eukaryota; Metazoa; Chordata; Aves; Anseriformes; Anatidae
Exons: 32
Coding region: 129-6338 (2069 amino acids)
Biological process (GO): actin cytoskeleton organization
Cellular component (GO): cell junction; plasma membrane; cell projection
Molecular function (GO): phospholipid binding; actin filament binding
Source: RefSeq, a predicted model, not a curated record
GGGGCGGGCUCCGGCAGCGGGGGAGCGGCGGCGCCGCUUCGCCCCGAGCAGCCCGAGCCGGAUCCCCGGGGUCCCCCCGGCUCCCCCGGGCCUCCUCCCCGUCCCGGAGCCCCGGCGGGAGCGGGAGGAUGUCGGGCAGCACGGCGAGGAAGGUGCAGCCCUUCACCAUCAGCACCAAGCUGUCCCUGCCCAAGUGCGCCGCCGAUUUCGCAGCCGACGCCUGCCCCGGCAUCGCCCUCGCCUCGGCGCUGGACAACCACCGGGGCCUCCGGAGAGACCUCAACCAGCGCAUCUCCCUCUACCUGGCCCAGGCCAGGGGGGGUCCCGCCGGGCCCCCCGGCCAGCCCCGCCGCGGGGAGGAAGGCGGCGAGGAGGAGAGGCUGAGCCGGGGCUCCCUGGCGCGCUCCAUCAAGAAGAUCACGCUCUCCAACUGGCACGGGGAGGCCGGCUCCGGGGACGCAGGGGGGUCCGGGGACCCCGGCCGGGCUGGCGGGGAGAGGAACCACAACAACAACAACAGCAGGACGGGGAAGGCUCAGUUCAAGGUCUAUCUCAGGAAGGAUGUGGACGUGGAGGACGACAAGCAGGAGGCUGGGAGCCCCCAGGCCGGCAGUUUCUGCUCCCCGGUGGACAGAGGUUCCCCCUUCGAGGCGCUGGCACCCCACAAAGAGAGCCCCAGGAGCAAGGAGCCGGCGGCCCCGAGAAGCGUUGGGCGAAGUGUCGCGGGAGCACCCACCCUCCUCGACCCGAGCCCCCUGCUCGCACAGUUCAACCGGGAGAUGCUGCAGGCGGAGGGCUGGGUGCGAGGCAAGCUGCGGGACCUGAAGGACGGCUGCGACCUGCAGGGCUGGGAGCAGGUUGCCCAGACCCUGCAGAGGGAGAUGAAGGACUUCGAGAACGCCCUGAUCAAGCUCAGCCAGAUGGGCGAGCAGCUGACGUGCAGGCCGAGCCCCGGCGCCGAGGCGGUGCGGAGGCAGCUGCAGGCCCUGCGGGAGCAGUGGCAGCUCCUGAAGCAGACGGCCGCCAGCCAGAGCCGGGCCCUGGGCGGGCUGCGCAGCCUGCAGGACUUCAGCAGGAAGGCGGAGCGGCUCGAGGCCUGGAUCCGCCACAAGGAGGAGAAGCCCUGCCUGGCGGCCCUCCUGCAGGAAAGCCCGGACAAGAUCCAGCUCACCCGCCGCAUCCUCGACUUGAAGCAGGAGGAGCAGCACUUCCAGAGCCUGCACGAGGAGCUCAACAGCCUGGCUCAGAAGCUGGAGAAACAAGGCAAAAGCGAGAGCAGGAGCAUCUGUGCCCGGCGCAAGCACCUCAACAAAAUGUGGCUGCGGCUGCAGGGCACCCUGAAGGAGCAUCACGAGGCUCUGCAGCUGGCCCUGGAGGUCGCUGCCUUCCUCCAGCAAGCGGAUGCCCUGCUGGGUGCCAUCCACGCCAAGUGGAGGAGCGUCUGCGGUGUGGGGAAGCAAGGGGAGGCCGAGGCAAGCCGGGAUCGGGAUGUCAGGGACAUAGCCAGCCAGGUGAUGAUGCUGGACGUGACCGUGUCGCAGCUCCUCAGCCUGCAGCCCAGCCUGGCAGCCCGAGUCACCCCCAAGCACCGAGACGUGAAGGAGAGCUGGGCCCAGCUCCAGCAGGCGCUGAGGACCGAGAAGGCUCCAGCACUGGCUCUGGGAAGUGGUUUCCCAGGGGGAGAAGCUGUGGCUGCAAGCACUGAGCCCCACAGAGAUGGUAGCAGCCGGGAGCCGGUGGGGAAGAACGCAGGAGACAAGCAGAAGAGAGAUCCCGGCAGCAGCAUGGUGCAGAAGGACGUGUCGAGGAGGACGGCGGAGCACGUGCGAGGCGAGGAGAGCAGCCCCGGCUCUCCGGCAGCGGGAGGAGACAGCAGGAGGAGGAGGAGGGGUCCUGGAGAGGUGGAGGCUGAGCGGGGCACGCGGCCCCCGGAGGCCCAGGUGCAGGAUGUCUGCCGGGUGGCAAGCACGGAGGGGCAGGAGGCGGCGGGCGCGGGGAGCCCCCAGGUGGAGGCCAUGCUGCGGGAGCUGGGCGAGCUGUGGGAGGACCUGCAGAGGAAGCACCAGGAGAACGGCGCCGUGCUGCGGGAAAUCGAUAAGGCACUGAGGCUGGUGGGGGAGCUGGACCGUGCCGAGCGGUGGCUGCAAGCCGUGGCCGGGUCGCUCUCGGAGCCAGCCGCCAUGAGGAGCCCCGCGGAGCUGCGCAGGGACCUGGAGGGGACGGGCCAGCUGGAGAGGCAGCUCCUGCUGUGCGGCAUCAAGCUCCAGGCGCUGUGGGAGGAGGCAGCGGGCGAGACACCCGCAGAGCACGAGGGAGCGAGGAAGAUGCAGAGGAAGGUGGAGAUGGUGGAGGAGAAGUUGGCACACGUGCAGGCAGCCCUGCGGCGCCGAGCCGCCGACCUGCGCGACUCCCUGGUGCUGUCCGAGUUCCUGCAGAACCUGCAAGAGGAGGAGGCGCGGAGCCGGCAGGGAUCCGGGGAGCCAGGGAGCGGGCAUUGUGGCUCGCAGGGGGCUUUUCCCCUGCUCUCGGCCCAGGCUGAGGACAGCAAGGAGGUGAGCAGCCCCUUGGGAGAGCUGCAGGAGGCCGUGGAGAUGCUGAACGACGCAGUGAAGGAGCGGGAGCGAGUCAUGGAGGUGGCGGCGGAGACGGAGAGCCUGGAGCGCCUGGUGGCAGAGGUGUCCCCGCGCCUGGAGGCCCUUCGGUGCAGCGCCGAGGCCCUGGCUCGCGACACCGCCCAAGCGGAGAGCGGCUUCACCACGGUGAAGAGCGAGAAGGACCUCCCGGGGCUGCAGGGCUUGCAGAGCCGGCAGCAGGAGAUGGAGCGUGCGGUAUCGGAGACCCUGCAGGGGCAGCUGGAGGAGCUGGAGCGGGCAGCUGCCCGCCUGCAAGAGCUCUGCCCUGCUCGCCUGUGCCCCGUCAGCCGGGAGGUGCAGGACACGCUGCGGGCGUGGGCAGGGCUGCGGGAGCUGCUGCGGCAGACCCGUGCCCACGUGCAGCAGGCCGGCCGGCUGCGGCACUUCUUCAGGGAUUACUUGGCCAUGAUCUCCUGGACGGAAGACACGCGGGCUCAGAUCUUCUCCGAAAGCCCGAGCAGCCACGGCUUCCUGGAGACUCAGUGUGAGGAGCUGGAAAAGAAGAUCGAGGGCAAGCUGAAGGAGUUUGAGGAGCUGGCGGCGGCGGGGCAGCAGCUGGUGUCGGAGGAGCACUACCUGAGCGCCACGAUCCAGGAGCGCCUGGAGGAGCUGCAGAGCAUGCUGGGCUGGGUGCUGGUGCGCUGGCGAGCGCAGAGGCACCAGCGGGACGCCGGGAGCAAGCAGGAGGAGAGGAGGGACCCCGAGAGCCCCUUGAGAGCAUCCCCUGCCGCCCAGGAGCAGCGUGCCCCGUGUGCUCGGGAGAGCAUCCUCAGCCCAGCGAGGUCCACUCCCUGCUCCCUCGCCGUGCCCGCACAAGGACCAGAGCCGCGGGUGCCGGCAGGAGCGGCGGUCUCCCCUCCAGCAUCACCUCUCUCAGACACCCCGUCGGGAGGGGAGCGGGGCUGGGGGGACCCCAGCAUCUCAGGAACCCCCGAACAGGCUCUGGCCUGGGAUCCCUCUGAGACCUCCAUGCUGCUGCUGCCGCCGCGGGGCCCCGGCGGGUUGGGGGGCACGGUCAACCUGAUCCUGAGCAUCGGCAAGAAGGGCGAGAAGAAGAAGGUGCAGAUAGAGGAGGCACCGCGGACGCUCCCUGCCACUAAACCCUCAGGCUGUAAAAACUUUUGGAAGCGUUGCCAGGGGCUUGUAGGAAACACUUGGGGUAGUUUAAAGCGAAAGAGAAAGCCGCCUCGCCAGCCGGCGGAAGAGGUGCUGCUGGAGGAGAGCUACGGGGAAAAGGCCAGGAAAAGCGCCGGCACGCCGCAGCCAGCAAAGCGGGCGCCUGCCGCGUCCUGCCGCCCUCCGGCACCCAGCUCCGGCACGCCGGCGGCCUCCCACACCCUGCCCAAGGCCGGCGCCGGCUCCCUCUUCAACAGCCUGCAGAGGAGGGAGCGGGCGAGGGCCGAGCAGGCGCGGCUGCUGACGCUGCAGGGGAUCAUGGGCGCCAGCUCCCUGCAGCCCCUGCCCGAGGAGCGGCACGGCCCCAGCAACACGUGGCCUCUCAAGUGCGGCUGGAGGAAGGCGGCGGGGACCCCCGGCCCCCCGCUCGGGGAGCUGCUGCUCUACGUGAAGAACCCCCUGGUGCGGGACAUCGACGCCGAGUGCGGGGCGGCCCCCCGGCACCCCAAACCUCGCCACGAUCCCCCUGGAGCCACGCUUCGCCAGGGGCUGAAGGCCGCGUGCCCCCACCUUUCCCUGGGCUCCGUGCUCAGCCUGGAGCUGCCCAAGGAUGUGGCGGUGCUGGGGCGCCUCCGAGAUGCGGCACCGCCGGAGGAGGAGGAGGAGGAAGAGAGGAAGGGCAGGGGGGUGAGGUGGUGGGAGCCCCCCAGAGAGGCCGGGCGGCAGGAGGACACGGGCGGGCACAGUCCCCGGCAGCCCGGCGAUGACCUGGGGGUGUCCCCCAAAGCCGAGCGAGGAACGUGGUUUGAAGAGGUGAGCUUCAACCCCAGCUACGGCCGGCACAAGGCACGGGGCCCGGAGGCUGCCCGCAGCACCGGGGAGGAGCGCAGGAGCCCGCGGCACCCCGCCAGCACCAGCCGACACCUCCCGGACUCGAGGCCGGGCCGGCCGCCCCACGUCAGCGUGCUGCACGAGCAGCUCGGCCGCGAGCAGGACGUGCUGGUCGCCCGCCUGGGCCAGGACAGCAGCCCCGGUGCCGCCUGCAGGGCCAGGCACCGCGAAGCUGCUCGGCUGGAGAUGGGGACGUCCCCCUCCGGCACCCCGGUCAGGGCAGGAGCCGUCCCCGGCGUUGUCCGUGCUCAGCACCCACCCAGCAGCGCCCAGCCCGGGGGGUCCCCGGCUUCCCCCGCCGCUCCCACCCAGCUCUCCGUCUUCGAGUGGGCGCUGGGGUCCCCGCAGCCCCCCAGCCCGGCGCCGGGUGCCGGGGAGGUUUGCCACCCUGCCCACGGGCAGUUCGAGGAGGAGGAGGAGGAGCUGCAGGCCAUCUGGGACGGGGCGGGCGAGCGGCGAGCGCCCAGCCACCCGCCGGGGAGCCCCCCCAGCUCCGACACCGCCGGCGGGCCCCUCAUCCUCUCGGCGGCCAACAACGUGCUGGUGGCCAAGUUCACCCUCCCCACCGCCGCCCGGAUCCUGCACAGCCCGGCGGGAGGGAAGGGGCACGGAGGCAGCCCCCACGGGCACGGGGCAGCCCCCUGCGUGGAGGAGACGGUGUCCGCGGCCCCCUCGGACAGCCCCGGUGUGGGGGAUCGGCGGAGGCAUCGGGAAGAGGAGAGAGAGGGCAGCCAGGCUCCUGCUGGUAAAACGGAGUUUCAGAUGAUGGAGGGGACGCUGGAAAGGAAGCACGUGCUGCAGACGGGAGGGAGGAAGGCGAGCUGCCGCGCCUGGGGCCUCUUCCACGCCGUGCUGAUGAGGCAGACGCUGUGCUUCUACCAGGACCGGAGGGACAGCCUCAAGAGCUCCGUGGUGGCCCUUCCCCUCAACCUCGCCGGGGCCGUCUGCACCCCGGACACCGAGUACACCAAAAAGACCAACUGCUUCAGGCUGCAGCUGCGGGAUGGCUCCGAGUACCUCCUGCGGGCCCCAUCACAGCCCCUGAUGAACGAAUGGGUCUCCAAGCUGCAGCAAAACUCAGGUUUCCCCGAAGUGGAUUACUUCCAGGCGGCCGCGCAGUGCGUCGAGGGUGCCAGCGCUGCCGGGGGCUUCGGCAAGGCGCCCGGCCCCGGCAGCUCCCACCUGCAGGGUCACCAUCAGGCCGUGACCGCCAAGAGCCAGGAGAUCGUGGUGCUACCCCGCUCAAACGCCCGGCUGCAGCUGCCCCUGGACGCGCAGGAUGGCCCCGCCGAUGGCACGUCGGCAGCAGAGGAUGUCCGUGGGGCUGUCAGCCACACAGCCGGGCCCAGGGAGCAGCAGUGGUCACCCAGGACGUCCCCUGGGCUGUGGGACAACGGCUGCCCAGAUGACGACGACUGCGGGCUGGUGGCCAACAAGCGGCGGUCCUACUCCUUCACCUCAGCCACCUACCAGAAGAUCACCCCCGUGGCCGUGCCCCAGGAGCCGCUGGAGGCCGGGAGCAGCUACUCGGUCACGCUGUACAUCGGGGAGCAAGCGGCGGCCGUGCCCAGGGCGCGCUGCCACUCCUUCGUGGCGCGGCCGGGGAGCCCGCGGGACGCGCUGGGGGAGAAGCCCCCCGGCCCCCCCCGCCCCAAGAACAAGUCCGUCUUCAAGAAGUUCUUCGGCAAGAAGGAGUGAGCCCCGGCCGAGGGGGAGGAAAGCCCCCGCCUGCCCGUGUUCUUCCUCUCGGGUGCCGUCGUCGCACCGUCUCCGCUCCCAGCACCAGCUCACCGCUCGCCGCCUGCCCGGGGGGGCUGCACCGCACCCCCGCCUCCCCCUUCCCGCCCCCGGGCCUCCCCCCACACGCAGCACAGGCAGGGCCGGGGGUGUUUUUAUUAAAAAACAGAUAGACA